Messenger RNA from Doryrhamphus excisus (bluestripe pipefish), 1514 nucleotides. Its product is annotated as hepatic and glial cell adhesion molecule-like. Lineage: Eukaryota; Metazoa; Chordata; Actinopteri; Syngnathiformes; Syngnathidae. The record is from RefSeq and is a predicted model, not a curated record.
CCAAGGGGGCGGGACAAACGGAGAUAGAAAGUCAUGAUGAUGAUGAAGAUGAUGGCUGAGUCUCCCUUAUUAAAAGUCAAAAUAAAUCGAUGGAUUUUGUUGCUGUCGUGUCUGGAUUAUUUCCAAACAGGUGUGGUGCUAGCAGUCAACAUGACCCUCCCCAGCACCCUCAUCAGAGGCAUCAUAGGAAGCGAGGCCCUCCUAUCGGUGCACUAUGCCAGCUUUAGCACCGACAUGCCUAUCAUCAAGUGGCAGCUCCGCAGGGAAAAGUCAGUCACCAUCGUCCAGUCCAUCGGUACGGACAUCGUGGGGACGCUCAGGCCUGAAUAUCGCGAUCGCAUCUUGAUAUUUGAGAACGGAUCUCUGCUCCUGCACAACCUGAGGGUGUCUGAUGAGGGGACAUAUGAUGUGGAGAUCUCCAUCACGGAUGAUACAUUCACGGGGGAAGGAAGCAUCACACUCACGGUGGAUGAGCCAGUGUCCCAACCUUACAUCCUCCUGGAGGCUUCAUCCGUGCUGGAGCGCAGUGAAAACGUCAUCCUCAACUGUUCGCACGAAACAGGAACCAGGACCUCGUACAGGUGGUUAAAAGGCGGCACAGCGCUUGGCAAUGACACCAGGCUUGUGCUGUCACAUGACCACAAGCACCUGACCAUCACUCGAGUCACUAUGGCGGAUGACGAUGUCUACAGCUGCAUCGUGGAAAACCCGGUGGGCUCCUCAACAAGCCUGCCAAUCAGACUGAGUGUCUACAAAAGAAGUUCCAUCUAUAUCAUUCUCUCCACUGGUGGGAUAUUCCUUCUGAUCACCUUGGUAACAGUCUGCGCCUGCUGGACACCAUACAAAAACCCAAGACGCCCAAUGAGAAAGUCUUUCUCCAGACUUUAUAAUCAACGCACGUCGAGGCCGCGCACAGCUGAUGCCUCUCCACAAGAGAUGCAGCACAGUGCAAAGAAUGCGGUGACGUCACUUUUCAUCCUGCAGCAAAAGGAUCUUUCCCCGGGUGACUCUUCCGUCAACAGUAUUGGAUCCACUUCUGAACUUGAUCACCCUCCAAGUUAUACUCACUAUGUUGAUUCUCUUACCAGGGCGAAUGCCCAGUCCAUGCAGAGGUGUAGCUGAAACUCGGACCACCUUCUUCUACACCAAUUGUGCACUAUGCACUAUGCACAUUUAUCUCAUGUGAGAAGACUAAUUUUGGCCCUUUUUUGCAAACGUGUUGUGUAGUUUCAUUAAAACUACACAUGCCACUGUUGCAUUCUUCAGUUCUUUUUUCCAGACAAAAAAAUAAUGCCUAGUUCUUCAAGUUAGUUAUGGUAAAGUAUGAUUUUGCUGUAGUUAGAUAACUUUAAAAUCUAAAGAUCACCAAAAUUUUCUUUUCAAAUAUUAAAUAAAUAUGUAUUUGUAUGAUUUGCUAUCAUUUCAGCCACUGAAUCAGCUAAUUGGGGGGCUUUAACAUACUCAGAAACUUACCAAGCACAAAUGCCAUAAAUACAUGCGUAAUUUAACUAAAG